Molecule: messenger RNA, 1260 nt
Organism: Trichoderma aggressivum f. europaeum
Lineage: Eukaryota; Fungi; Ascomycota; Sordariomycetes; Hypocreales; Hypocreaceae
Exons: 6
Coding region: 1-1260 (419 amino acids)
Source: RefSeq, a predicted model, not a curated record
AUGGAGGAAGAAGUUGCUGCCCUCGUCAUCGACAAUGGUUCCGGUAUGUGCAAGGCCGGUUUCGCCGGUGAUGACGCUCCCCGAGCUGUUUUCCCUAUACGCUUUGGGGUGAUUGGGCGUGCGCGCGCGCCACCGCACGUUUUGCUUCACAAUGACAGUUUUGCUAACAGCGCCAAACAGCCUCCAUUGUCGGAAGACCCCGUCACCAUGGGUAAGUUGUUUGAAUCCGAGCUCGCUUGUCGGCUGUUCCAUUUUCGUAUCAUGAUCGGUAUGGGCCAGAAGGACUCCUACGUCGGUGAUGAGGCUCAGUCCAAGCGUGGUAUCUUGACACUGAGAUACCCCAUCGAGCACGGUGUUGUCACCAACUGGGACGACAUGGAGAAGAUCUGGCACCACACCUUCUACAAUGAGCUGCGUGUUGCCCCCGAGGAGCACCCCGUCCUGCUCACCGAGGCCCCCAUCAACCCCAAGUCCAACCGUGAGAAGAUGACCCAGAUCGUCUUCGAGACCUUCAACGCCCCCGCCUUCUAUGUCUCCAUCCAGGCCGUUCUGUCCCUGUACGCUUCCGGUCGUACCACCGGUAUCGUGCUCGACUCCGGUGACGGUGUUACCCACGUUGUCCCCAUCUACGAGGGUUUCGCUCUUCCCCACGCCAUUGCUCGUGUUGACAUGGCUGGUCGUGAUCUUACCGACUACCUGAUGAAGAUUCUUGCUGAGCGUGGUUACACCUUCUCCACCACCGCCGAGCGAGAAAUCGUUCGUGACAUCAAGGAGAAGCUCUGCUACGUUGCCCUCGAUUUCGAGCAGGAGAUCCAGACUGCUGCCCAGAGCUCCAGCUUGGAGAAGUCCUACGAGCUUCCCGACGGUCAGGUCAUCACCAUCGGCAACGAGCGAUUCCGUGCUCCUGAGGCUCUGUUCCAGCCUUCUGUCCUUGGUCUUGAGAGCGGCGGUAUCCACGUUACCACCUUCAACUCCAUCAUGAAGUGCGAUGUCGAUGUCCGAAAGGACCUCUACGGCAACAUUGUCAUGUCUGGUGGUACCACCAUGUACCCCGGUCUCUCCGACCGUAUGCAGAAGGAGAUUACUGCUCUUGCUCCUUCUACCAUGAAGGUCAAGAUCAUUGCCCCUCCCGAGCGAAAGUACUCUGUCUGGAUCGGAGGUUCCAUUCUGGCUUCCCUGUCCACCUUCCAGCAGAUGUGGAUCUCCAAGCAGGAGUACGACGAGAGCGGUCCCUCCAUCGUCCACCGCAAGUGCUUCUAA